This is a messenger RNA of Harpegnathos saltator (Jerdon's jumping ant), 2421 nucleotides long. It is a transcript of the gene Hex70a, whose product is annotated as hexamerin 70a. NCBI's taxonomy places the organism in Eukaryota, Metazoa, Arthropoda, Insecta, Hymenoptera, Formicidae. Bases 68 to 2122 code for a protein of 684 amino acids. The record is from RefSeq and is a predicted model, not a curated record. The transcript has 6 exons.
GUCGGAGCGUCGCUCAGAAUCCGUCUCUUGAGCUGAAAUUACUCUGCGACUACGGAAAGCUGGGAAAAUGAAGCGGGUGGCGGUAUUGGCCAUCGUCGCGGCUAUCUGUUUCGCUCUGGUAGCGGCAGACUACAAUACCGCGAAGGUCGCCGACAAGGACUUUCUCACCAAGCAGAAGAAGAUCUACAAUCUCCUGUACUACAUCUCGCAACCAUCCCUCGUGAACCCCAGCCUGUACGAGGAAGGCCAGUCGUAUAACAUCGAAGCCAACAUCGAUUCUUACACUAACACGGCUGCAGUGAAAGAUUUCCUCUAUCUGUACAAGUAUGGUAUGCUCCCUCGCGGCGAACUGUACUCCCCGUACUAUCCGAAGCUCCGGAAGGAAACCGAGGCCCUAUUCCGUCUGUUCUAUUAUGCCAAGGACUUCGAAAUCUUCUACAAAACCGCACUCUGGGCGCGUAUUUACAUAAACGAGAUGCAGUUCGGCGAAGCCCUGUACACGGCCGUUAUUCGUCGCGAGGAUACCAAGUUCAUUCAAUUGCCGCCACCUUAUGAGAUGUAUCCGUAUGCGUUCUUUAACGCCGAGGUGCUCGAGAAAGCGCAUCAUGCAAAACUCUUCGGCAAACUCGACUCGAAGAAAUUCGGCGCCUACGACGUUUAUAUCAUCCCGGCGAAUUACUCCGGAUGCUACAUGUCGCACGAGCAUGACGUUGAGCACACGCUCACUUACUUCACCGAGGACAUCGGCUUGAACGCCUACUACUUCUACUUCCGGAAAGAGUAUCCGUUCUCGUUGAAGGGCGAGGAAUUCGGGUUGCAAAAUUAUCGCGGCGAGGAAUACCUGUACGCUCACAAACAGUUACUGAUGCGUUACAACUUGGAACGAUUGUCCAACGACGCCGGUAAGGUCGAGGAUUUCGAUUUUCGGCACAAGGAAUUCUACCCCGGCUACUACCCGAUGAUGACCUAUCACAACGGGCUGCCGUUGCCGCAGAGAGGGUUCUUCAGCAAGUUCCCCUACUACAAGUACAAAUACAUAAAGGAAGUAAACGAGGUAGAGGCUCGAGUCUCCGCGGCCAUCGAUUCUGGAUAUAUCAUAGAUAAGAGCGGCAAGUUCAUCAACAUCUACGCACCCGAAGGUAUCAACAUCCUCGGCAACAUUAUCGAGGGCAACGCCGACUCCUGCAAUCCUGAUUUUUACGGCAGCAUCGACGUUCUCGCGAGAAAAAUCCUCGGCUUCAACCUGGAGCCGUCGACGCCUUAUCAGAUUAUUCCAAGCGCCCUCGAACUUUACAGCACCUCCAUGAGAGAUCCCGCGUUCUAUCGUAUUUAUCAAAGGAUCUUCGACUUCUACUACAACAAGUACAAGAUGCACCAGAAACCAUAUAACAAGAACGAGAUUGUCUACCCUGAACUGAAGAUUGAAUCGUUCACCGUGGACAAGUUGAUCACCUACUUCGAUCAAUUCGACACCUCGAUCAGCAACGGUCUCGUGAUAGACGAUGCGAAGGAAGCCGAGAGCAUGUUGAUCAAAGUUCGUCAAUAUCGUCUCAAUCACAAACCCUUCAGCUUCCACUUGUCCAUCAACGCCGAUAAAGCCAUGAAAUCCGUCAUUCGCAUCUUCCUCGGCCCUAAGUACGACGCUCACCACAAACCACUGGACUUUGUCGAGAACGCCAAGUACUUCUACGAAAUGGACAAUUUUAUAGUCGACCUGAAUGCCGGCGUAAACAAAAUCGUGCGCAACAGCCAAGACUGUUUCUUCGUUAUACCCGACCCGGAGCCAAGCGAGGUGUUCUACAAGAAGGUGAUGAAAAGCUUGGAUGGCUCGGACUCCCUGUCUUACAUGGAACGACUUUACGGUUUCCCAGAACGUCUUCUGUUGCCCAAGGGCAAGAAGGAGGGUAUGCCCUUCCAGAUAUUCGCGUACGUAAAUCCGCUCGAGGGUGAACCCGUGCCUUACAUGUCCCGCAUCUUCGGCGGUUACAAGUUCGACAAGAAGCCAUUCGGAUUCCCGUUGGACAGGCCCGUCCUCAAUUUCCGCUAUGACGGACCGAACAUGCAAUUGAAGGAUGUUCUCAUCUACCACAAAGACGAGAUGGAGCUGAACGUCACUUACUGAUGGCUCGAUCGCAUUAAGUUUCCUCUUCCCUCUCCACUCUGAUCAUUUAAUUCGAUGAGUAGUGACCAUUCGCGACUGAACAUAUGUUUGAGAAUGUAACACACUUAUCUUCUCGUAUGCAAUCCACACUGAGAAGUUCCAAAUAUGAUACAAACAUGUGUCAAUUGUUAUUCACGCAAGGCUUAAAUCAAUUUUAACAAAUUUUAAUUCAUGUUUUAAUUCACUUUUACUGACUGACAGUUACCUAAUUUUUAAGUAAUUAUUUUUACAAAUGUCUCUAUACUCCCUUCCCGAUGCCG